AUGCUGCCGGCUCUGGCCGCUCAGCGGAGGGGAUGGCGCUGCUUUUACCAGCUGCGUCUGCGGGGCCGGGGCCCGCCGGUCUGCCCCGGGUGGCAAGUACCCAUUAAAGCUGGGAGACUCUUGGCCAUCCUGCCAGGUGGCUGCCAGCCUCAUCCCUCAAGUCAAGUAAGAGCUUAUUCCUCCAACGAUCAGAAAAACAGCACAAGAACGCCAGACGCAACGUCUCCAGAAGGCACUGCGCAGAAGACAGCCGCUGCCCGGGACGCUCUCAAUCAAAUUCCUUUCCCACAGCAGCCAAUUCAAGUAAAAGUGAAAGCUGUGCUCAAAAAAAGAGAAUAUGGACCAAAGUACACAAAGAAUAACUUCAUCACUGGCGUGAGAGCAAUAAGUGAAUUUUGCCUUAAGUCCAGUGACCUUGACCAGCUUCGAAAAAUCAGACGGCGAAGCCCUCACGACGACACCGAAGCUUUCACUGUAUUUUUGAGAUCAGAUGUGGAAGCUAAGUCUACAGAAGUCUGGGGCAGCCCGGAAGCUCUUGCGCGGGAGAGGAAACGGCGGAAAGAAGCUGAAAGGGAAUACAUGGAAAAAUUAUUUAGAAGCCAGAAAUUGUUGAGAGAAUACAGGAAUUUCCAAGGAGAAACUAAGCCGCGCUCCCGUGCCACAGCUGUUUUUCUGAGCGGACCAGGAAAAGUGGUGAUGGUUGCAAUUUGUAUAAACGGCUUGAAUUUCUUCUUCAAGCUGCUUGCGUGGGUUUACACGGGCUCGGCAAGCAUGUUCUCCGAAGCCAUACAUUCCUUAGCAGACACUUGCAACCAGUCCAGAUUCAGUGAAAUAACUAGCAGUUUGGGAAAGUAUGGCUUCACAAACAUGCGCUACAUCGCGUCUCUGAUCAGCGGCGUUGGCAUCUUCAUGAUGGGGGCCGGCCUCUCGUGGUAUCAUGGGGUUAUCGGGCUACUCAACCCUCAGCCGAUAGAAUCCCUUCUCUGGGCUUACUGCAUUUUGGCAGGAUCUCUGGUGUCAGAAGGAGCUACUCUCCUGGUAGCUAUCAACGAAAUCCGAAGGAGCGCCCGAGCGAACGGACUCUCCUUCUAUCACUACGUUAUCCAGGCUUGUGAUCCCAGCACAAACGUUGUGUUGUUAGAAGACACGGCUGCAGUUCUGGGCGUGAUGCUGGCUGCUACCUGCAUGGGGCUGACUUCCUUAACAGGUAACCCCUACUACGACAGCCUGGGCUCUCUGGGCGUGGGGACUUUGUUGGGAGUUGUGUCGGCGUUCCUCAUCUACACUAACACGGAGGCCCUGCUGGGCAGAUCCAUCCAGCCCGACCGGCUUCAGAAGCUGACCGAACUACUGGAGUGUGAUGCUGCAGUGCGAUCGGUGUCCCGGUCUGCUAUCGUAUCAAUUUAUAUCAUAUCAAUUGAUAUUCAUAUAUCCUAUCAGGAGAUCCAGCAGGUGAAAACUCUGGAAGAUUUAGAGGCUUUCAUGCUUAAACAUGGAGAAAACAUCAUUGACACUUUAGGAGCAGAGGUGGAUCGACUUGAAAAGGAUCUGAAGAAACUGAAUCCUGAAGUACGGCAUGUGGAUCUGGAAAUACUGUAAUCU
This is a messenger RNA of Protobothrops mucrosquamatus (brown spotted pit viper), 1602 nucleotides long. It is a transcript of the gene SLC30A9, whose product is annotated as solute carrier family 30 member 9. The transcript is spliced from 18 exons. Gene Ontology annotation, cellular component: nucleus; membrane. The coding region runs from base 1 to 1599 and encodes 532 amino acids. Gene Ontology annotation, biological process: transmembrane transport; positive regulation of transcription by RNA polymerase II; zinc ion transport. Lineage: Eukaryota; Metazoa; Chordata; Lepidosauria; Squamata; Viperidae. Gene Ontology annotation, molecular function: monoatomic cation transmembrane transporter activity. The record is from RefSeq and is a predicted model, not a curated record.